Molecule: messenger RNA, 651 nt
Organism: Drosophila rhopaloa
Lineage: Eukaryota; Metazoa; Arthropoda; Insecta; Diptera; Drosophilidae
Exons: 4
Coding region: 1-651 (216 amino acids)
Source: RefSeq, a predicted model, not a curated record
AUGCACUCCAGCGGCAAACAGUUGGACCUGAAUCCUUCCGCCGUCCUGCUCCUAUUCGUCCUUGUUGCGAGUGUUGCAGGAGAUGGGAAUGAUACCUCCGGCUUGAGCCUGAGUCGCUCGAAGCGUUUGGCCAUUUUCAAUGGCCAGGGCACAAACAAGAUAGUCAUUGGGCUUGCGUUUCCCAUCAAACAGGAGGACCCAGUGCGGUCGGCUGUGGGAUUUAUCAACUACCAAGCGCAAUAUGUGCCAUCGCCUGUCCCAAUUUACUGGUGGAGCUUCUGGAACACCUCGACAUUUGUGACCACGGCUAGGAAAUGGCGGAUGAAUGUCCAGAGCAGACUUUUCCAGGACGAGACACGAAUUUGGUUGUACGAUGUCGUCGAAACGGGCUUGGAGCGUUUUGGAGAUCGGAAUGCCGGUGCCUGUCUUCUCAGAAGCAUCUGUGAGAUAUCCCAACGCCCCUUUUUGCACAGCAACAUUUUCAGCGAGAUACUCAAUGCCGUGUUGGUACCCUCUCUAGAUAAUGUGCCUGAAAAGUAUCUACUGGCCAGAGAUGCGGGUAAAUCAGGUGCCAAUUGUUGGAAAACCUAUAGUGACUGCAGCAAGAAGUUUUGGAACAGACUUAUUCAAAUGGCAAAGAUAUCUCUCUAA